This is a messenger RNA of Octopus sinensis (East Asian common octopus), 1506 nucleotides long. Its product is annotated as ubiquitin carboxyl-terminal hydrolase MINDY-3. NCBI's taxonomy places the organism in Eukaryota, Metazoa, Mollusca, Cephalopoda, Octopoda, Octopodidae. The record is from RefSeq and is a predicted model, not a curated record. The transcript has 12 exons. Gene Ontology annotation, biological process: protein K48-linked deubiquitination. Gene Ontology annotation, molecular function: K48-linked deubiquitinase activity; cysteine-type deubiquitinase activity; calcium ion binding. Bases 152 to 1495 code for a protein of 447 amino acids.
GCUUUGCAUAAUUGUUUUUGUUGUUCAUAUGAUGGCGUUGCCAUAGUCUUUUAACAUGCUGGUGGGACGUCACUGUUCUCCCUUCUCUGAAGAGCCUCCACUAUAAUAUAAUUGUUGCCUUUUAAAUCCUGGAUAGUGCAUAUUUUUAACGAUGGCUUCCAGGGAGACUAAACUGGAUCCUAAUCUUCUGCAAGCCACACGGAAAUUAUUGUGGGGAAAUAGAGUGAAAGAGGAAGUGUUUUCGCGUUGGUCACAAGGUUUCAUGUUUAGUGAACAUGAAGCUACAGCUUUGAUUCAACUAGAAGGUGGUCCUUGUGCUGUGAUUGCACCUGUUCAGACUUUUAUUCUAAAACAUGCUCUGUUUUGCUCUGAAGAAGCCAACGGUGACCUUAAUGUUUCAGAGGAGAUGGCAAUUACAUUCCUAUUCCAUGGUUUACUUGAGAUUCUGCUACAGCUAGCUAGUGACCACUACAUUAUUGUUACACUGGAGAAGAAUGUGAACACUACCGUUAAUGACAACAACACCCAAGAAGCUCUACAACAAGAUGGUGGAGGUACUAAUCCAAAGAGACCUAGAAUGGAUAAGGACAACUUCCAUUCUUACUUAAGAUGUCACCAAUGUUCCAGUACAGAAGAACUGAAAACUUGUAUGAAAGAAAAUCUUAGCUCAUUUACAAAAGAAUAUGGUGUACUGCUCUAUCUCUAUUCUGUGAUUCUCUCUAAGGGUAUUGAACAAAUAAAGAAUGAAGUUGAAGAUCCUAGUGAAUCACUUAUUGACGGAACCUAUGGCCAUGGAAGCCAAUCCUUGAUCAACCUGCUUCUCACUGGAAGAGCAGUUUCUAAUGUUUGGGACCAUGACAAAGAAAUAUCUGGAUUAAAAAUGCGUGGCAUCUAUAAACAAUCUUACAUUGGGUUUUUGACUCUCCUUGAACACUUACGUUACUGUGAGGUUGGAUGGUUUCUGAAAAAUCCCAAAUGCCCAAUUUGGCUACUUGCCAGUGAAACACAUUUGACAGUGCUUUUUUCCAAGGAGAAGGGAAUAGUUUUUCCUGCUACUCAAGAAAUGACAGCAAAACAGGUGUUUCAAAAAUUUGAUAAUGAAGGUAAUGGUUUUAUAUCUACUUCUUCUCUGGGACAGCUUUUACAGGAAUUAGAUCUGGGUUCAGAAAAGGAAUUUGUUGAUGUGGUGCGGAACAAAUUGGAUUCAGAGAACCUUGGAAUCAUCACGCUAAGCAGUUUUAUGCAAGAAUUUUAUCCUGAAGAAGGAAGUCAAGGCUGUCCAAAUCGCUUUAUAGUGUUUCAUUACAAUGGACUUUCUCAAUCAUGUCCACAAACAAAGGUUGCCUACCAAGAAGGUUCCAUUACAUUGCUGGUUGAAGAAGAGUACGAUAUGCAAAUAGUUGUUGAGAGCACACCUAUAAAGACUUGCCUAGAAACUAAGUGGCCGUUUAUAGACAUAACAUGGAAAGACAAUCAUGUACCUUCAUUAAACUAAAAUGUUGCUGA